AUGGUUGACUCUGUGUCUUGGACAAAAGUUAAUCUUACAGAGUUGGUGCACGCACCGUUCCACAAUCCAACAAAUGAUCCUAUGGCAUGGGCAAUUAAGAAAUUCCUGGAAGACAAAGCGAAGCAGAACUUUAAAGGCUUGAAAACAGCAUCAUCAUUCGUCAAAAAGGUCAUGGGUGUCAUUGAUCCCAACACCAACAAGACUAUGGUGAAUGUUAUGUGGCCGCCUACAAAUAAAGUGAAAAGAAUCCCUAUUACUCUGCGUAUACAUGAUGCCACUUUGAAUGAUUUACUAUAUUGGGUAUAUGAUGAGGCUGCAACGUCUGUUGUACUCAAAUUGAAAAAGGAUCAUAUUCGUCUUGUUGAUCCUAGGGAUUUGCUGAAGUUUGGAGAGCAUGACAUUCAUAUUUUAUCCAGACGUCAGCUUAUGGUGGAAAAUGAAAUGUUUUUACAACUAACGUGA
This is a messenger RNA of Lactuca saligna, 462 nucleotides long. The record is from the annotation of a GenBank genome assembly. Lineage: Eukaryota; Viridiplantae; Streptophyta; Magnoliopsida; Asterales; Asteraceae.